AUGGGCUGCGGACCGCUUCUGACCGAGGUGGAAGUGGGCAUGGUUUUGGCGCUCCGAGACCAUGGUUUCACACACCGUGCCAUUGCCGAGCACGUCGUAAGGUCCACCAAGGUUAUACGAACGGUAAUCGACCAGCGUGAGGGCUAUGGGAGCAACUUCAAGAACCGAAAACCAGCCAAACUUAUUGGGCGGAAACUUCGGCUCCUCAUUCGAGAGGCAUCCAAGACCGGGUUGUCUGCAAGAAGCCUAGCGACGAGCCUGGAUAUUGACGCCUCGUUGCGAACAUGUCAGCGCAGGCUUCAAGGCUCUAAGAACAUGGAGUACGUCAAGCGCAAACACAUGCCCAUGCUCAAGAAAAGCCACAAGAUUGCUCGGUUGGAGCAUGUGAAGAAGUACCUCAAGGAUCCACCAUUUUGGCCUGGAAUUAUAUUGUCGGACGAGAAGCGAUUCAACUUGGAUGGCCCCGACGGUCUCCAGUAUUACUGGCACGACUUACGCAAGGAACCGGAUACCUAUUUUACCCGCAGAACCCCCGUAUGGGCCCAGCAGUUGCGAAUGGUCGUUGAUGUGACGCAAUUCCAGGCGGAAACCGACCAACGCAUUGCCGUGAGCACGUCCACGGCGUACAAGUUUCUUGUGGCUCUUGAACGCAGUACUCUCUAA
Molecule: messenger RNA, 663 nt
Organism: Aphanomyces astaci
Lineage: Eukaryota; Oomycota; Saprolegniomycetes; Saprolegniales; Verrucalvaceae
Exons: 3
Coding region: 1-663 (220 amino acids)
Molecular function (GO): nucleic acid binding
Source: RefSeq, a predicted model, not a curated record